Messenger RNA from Aspergillus pseudotamarii, 570 nucleotides. It is a transcript of the gene sar1, whose product is annotated as Arf family GTPase SAR1. Gene Ontology annotation, molecular function: GTP binding; GTPase activity. Lineage: Eukaryota; Fungi; Ascomycota; Eurotiomycetes; Eurotiales; Aspergillaceae. Gene Ontology annotation, cellular component: endoplasmic reticulum exit site; COPII vesicle coat. Gene Ontology annotation, biological process: intracellular protein transport; membrane organization; endoplasmic reticulum to Golgi vesicle-mediated transport. The record is from RefSeq and is a predicted model, not a curated record. The transcript is spliced from 6 exons. The coding region runs from base 1 to 570 and encodes 189 amino acids.
AUGUGGAUCGUUAACUGGUUCUACGAUAUCUUGGCCUCCCUCGGCCUGCUCAACAAGCACGCCAAGCUCCUUUUCCUCGGCCUCGACAAUGCCGGAAAGACGACUCUUCUGCACAUGUUGAAGAACGACCGGGUUGCCGUUCUCCAGCCUACCGCUCAUCCGACGUCGGAGGAGCUUGCUAUUGGAAACAACCGCUUCACUACUUUUGACUUGGGUGGUCACCAGCAGGCCCGUCGUCUCUGGAAGGACUACUUCCCCGAAGUGAGCGGUAUCGUUUUCCUCGUUGACGCCAAGGACCACGAGCGUUUCCCCGAGUCCAAGGCCGAGCUCGACGCCCUCCUCGCCAUGGAGGAGCUCGCCAAGGUCCCCUUCCUCAUUCUCGGCAACAAGAUUGACCACCCCGACGCCGUCAGCGAGGACGAACUCAGACACCAGCUGGGACUCUACCAGACCACAGGAAAGGGCAAGGUGCCGCUCGAGGGCAUCCGACCGAUCGAGGUCUUCAUGUGCAGUGUCGUGAUGAGACAGGGUUACGGUGAGGGUAUCAGGUGGCUGUCUCAAUACGUUUAA